Myotis davidii is the source of this 2406-nucleotide messenger RNA. Its product is annotated as protocadherin gamma-B5. The coding region runs from base 235 to 2406 and encodes 723 amino acids. Gene Ontology annotation, molecular function: calcium ion binding. Lineage: Eukaryota; Metazoa; Chordata; Mammalia; Chiroptera; Vespertilionidae. Gene Ontology annotation, cellular component: plasma membrane. Gene Ontology annotation, biological process: homophilic cell-cell adhesion. The record is from RefSeq and is a predicted model, not a curated record. The transcript has 2 exons.
GUUGGCCAGAGUGGAGAGCUGGGCGCUGGUGCUCGCCUCGCGCAGCCGCAGCUCGCUUUCCUCCGCUCACUCGCUAGAGCUGGCCUUUCCACCGCUCCCUCCUCUGGAAGAGAAGAAACCCUGACCCCCACGCAGGAACUAAGGGCUCUUCGGGGCUCUGGACACCCGCGACACAGACAUUACUGGUCCUCCGGCGUCUUCAGGCCGGUGAGCGCGCUGAGGGGAGCAAGAGGGAUGGGGAGCGGCGCUGGGGACAGGGGCUGGGCUGAGCGGCGGCCAGUGCUCCUUCCCUUCCUGCUGUCUUUGUUCUGCCCGGCGCUCUCUGAGCCGCUGCGCUACCGCAUUCCCGAGGAAAUGCCCGAGGGCUCGGUGGUGGGGAACCUCGCCAAGGACCUGGGGCUCAGUGUCCGCGAGUUACCGACUCGACAACUGCGCGUCAGCUCUGAGAAGCCUCACUUCACUGUGAGCGCGGAGCGCGGGGACUUACUUGUGAGCGGCAGGCUGGACCGGGAGCAGCUAUGCGGGAAGAAGCCAGUAUGUGCUCUGGAAUUUGAGGCUGUUGCUGAAAAGCCAUUGAACUUUUACCACGUGAACGUGGAGAUCGAGGAUAUUAAUGACCACCCUCCCAAAUUCACGCAAAGCUCCUUUGAGCUGCAAAUAAGUGAGUCCACACUGCCGGGUGCGCGAUUUAUAUUAGAAGUAGCGGAAGAUGGCGAUACUGGCCUAAACUCUCUGCAGAAUUACAAACUCUCUCUAAGUCCUAUUUUCUCCUUGAUAAAUAAGGAGAAACCAGAUGGUAGUAAAUACCCAGAACUGAUAUUGGAGAAACCCUUAGACCGGGAACAACAGAAUCAUCAUCGAUUAGUCCUCACUGCCUUGGACGGCGGAGAUCCACCCCUAAGCGGUACCACUGAGCUCCAGAUCCAGGUGACUGACGCCAAUGAUAACCCCCCUGUAUUCAAGCAGGACGUGUACAGAGUCAGGCUUUCAGAAAACGUGCCCCCGGGCACCACGGUGCUGCAGGUGUCAGCCACCGACCUGGACGAGGGCCUCAACUCAGAAAUAACGUAUUCUUUGUCCAGGACGGGGCAAGUGUUCCAACUGAAUUCAAAGAGCGGGGAAAUUACCACUUCGCGGACACUGGAUUACGAAGAAAUCAAAGAGUAUUCUCUGGUAGUGGAAGGAAGGGAUGGUGGAGGACUGGUUGCACAAUGUACAGUUGAAAUUAACAUUCAAGAUGAAAAUGACAACAGUCCAGAAAUUACAUUCCAUUCGCUGGUGGAAAUGAUUCUGGAAAACGCAGUGCCAGGAACUCUAAUUGCUUUCAUCAAAAUACAUGACCGUGAUUCUGGGGAAAAUGGGGAGGUUAAUUGUCGAUUAGAAGGUAAAGUCCCCUUUCAGAUCAUCUCUUCAUCCAAAAGUUCAUAUAAACUGGUAACAGACGGGACCCUGGACCGAGAACAGACCCCGGAGUACAAUGUGACCAUCACAGCCACCGACAGGGGCAAGCCGCCCCUCUCCUCCAGCACCACCAUCACCCUGCGCGUCACCGACGUCAACGACAACGCCCCGGUGUUCCAGCAGCCAGCCUACCUGGUCCACGUGCCAGAAAACAACCCGCCCGGGGCCUCCAUCGCGCAGGUCAGCGCCUCCGACCCCGACCUGGGCCCCAACGGCCAGGUGUCCUACUCCAUCGUGGCCAGCGACCUGGAGGCACGGGCGCUGUCGUCCUACGUGUCCGUGAGCGCGCACAGCGGGGUGGUGUUCGCGCAGCGCGCCUUCGACCACGAGCAGCUGCGCGCCUUUGAGCUGACGCUGCAGGCGCGCGACCAGGGCUCGCCCGCGCUCAGCGCCAACGUGAGCCUGCGCGUGCUGGUGGGCGACCGCAACGACAACGCGCCCCGGGUGCUGUACCCGGCGCUGGGGCCCGACGGCUCUGCGCUCUUCGACACGGUGCCGCGCGCCGCGCAGCCGGGCUACCUGGUCACCAAGGUGGUGGCGGUGGACGCGGACUCGGGACACAAUGCCUGGCUGUCCUACCACGUGCUGCAGGCCAGCGAGCCCGGGCUCUUCAGCCUGGGGCUGCGCACGGGCGAGGUGCGCACAGCGAGGGCUUUGGGCGACAGGGACUCGGCAGGACAGGGGCUGGCUGGGGCCGUGGCGGGCGGGGGGCCCCAGGCUGAGCUGCAGUUCUAUCUGGUGGUGGCCUUGGCCUUGAUCUCCGUGCUCUUCCUCCUCGCGGUGAUUCUGGCGGUCGCCCUGCCCUUGCGACGCCCCUCCAGCCCCACCACCUGGGGCUGCUUUCAGCCUGGUCUCUGUGUCAAGUCUGGACCUGGGGUUCCCCCCAACUACAGUGAAGGGACUUUGCCCUAUUCCUACAAUCUGUGCGUGGCCCAAUUCUGGUGA